AUGCAAGAGGAACGCGCACCGAGAGUAAAGAACAGGCUCCCAGCCAAUGUACAAAUCACUGCAGAGCAGCUUCUGCGUGAGGCCAAUGAGCGACAAGAUCCACAGCUCCAGCCUUCCAGACAGCGUCUGCAGGAUUUUGAGGAGCUCAAUGAAUUCCAGGGACGCAAAAGGAGAGAGUUUGAAGAGCGUAUCCGUAUGCUCAGAAUAGACCUCAAAACGUGGGCUACUUACGCUAAAUGGGAGGCUACACAGGGCGAGUAUGACCGUGCACGUUCUGUUUGGGAGAGAGCUCUUGAUGUCGAGCCCGUCGCUCACCAAUUAUGGUUGCAGUACAUUGAUAUGGAGCUCAAAGCUAGAAACAUCAACCACGCUCGUAAUCUUUUCGAUCGUGUAGUCACCCUCCUCCCGCGCAUCAAUCAAUUCUGGUACAAGUAUGUCCACAUGGAAGAGCUCAUUGGUAAUAUCGCAGGUGCGCGUCAGGUAUUCGAGCGAUGGAUGUCGUGGCAGCCGGACGAUAAGGCAUGGUCAGCCUAUAUCAAGCUUGAAGAGCGCUACCAAGAGUGGGAGCGUGUUAGCGGCCUCUACGAGCGUCUCAUCGGUAUACGGCCAGAACCAAAGUUGUGGGUGAAAUGGGCGCGUUACGAGGAAGAUAGAGGCAAAUUCGAUCGUGCUAGAGAGAUAUUUCAGAUGGCUUUAGAGUUUUUCGGUGAUUCUGAAGAACAGAUAGAGAAAGCGCAGAGCGUAUUCAAUGCAUUCGCGAAAAUGGAGACGAGAGCUAAGGAAUUUGAUAGAGCUAGAGUUAUUUAUAAAUACGCACUGUCGAGAUUACCGCAGAGCAAGAGCGCUGAUCUUUUCGGAGCGUACACUAGAUUCGAGAAGCAAUAUGGAUCCAGGAGUGGUGUAGAGGCCACAGUUCUGGGUAAGCGGAGGUUGCAAUAUGAGGCGGAGGUCACUGCAGAGCCUAGCAAUUAUGAUACUUGGUUCGAGUACCUCAAGCUGGAGGAGUACUCUUACAGGAUGGAAGAAGAUGCUACUAAAGAGGACGCUCUCGCUAGGACGAGAGAAUUGUAUGAGAGGGCGGUAUCGCAAGUUCCACCAUCCAACGAGAAGAGACAUUGGCGGAGGUACAUCUUUAUCUGGCUAUCUUAUGCAAUCUUUGAAGAGGCUGAUGUUAAGGAUUUUGAUAGGGCUAGAGUCGUUUAUCAGACUGCGAUUGCUCUCGUUCCACACAAGCAAUUUACUUUUGCCAAGCUCUGGAAUCAAUAUGCGAGAUUUGAGAUAAGAAGAUUGAAUUUAAUUGGAGCAAGGAAAAUAUUCGGUCAAGCUAUUGGAAUGUGUCCAAAGGAGAGACUGUUUAAAGCAUACAUAGAUCUGGAGUUUGAGUUAAGGGAAUUCGACAGAAUUAGAGCACUUUAUGAAAAGUAUCUGGAGUUCGACUACUCUAAUUGCUCAGCAUGGAUACGGUUUGCACAGCUAGAAGCAGAGCUCGGUGACACAGGUCGUGCUCGAUCCAUAUUCGAGUUGGCAGUAGGUCAAGAUGCGUUGGAUAUGCCAGAACUACUAUGGAAGGCCUAUAUCGACUUUGAGACAGAGGCGAUUGAAGAGGGCGAGUCAAGUAGAAACACGGUUAGGAGUCUGUAUGAUAGACUACUUGAUCGCACCAGUCACGUCAAAGUCUGGAUCGCAUAUGCACAUUUUGAAAAGAAUGAAAUUGAUAAUGAGCAAGGUGAAGAUGAUGAGCCUAGAGAGGAGAAGGCACGGAGGGUUUACGAGAGAGGCUACAACAGCCUCAAGGAGCGUGGACUUAAAGAAGAGAGAGUUGUUUUGCUGGAGUCAUGGAAGGAGUUUGAAAGUGAGAAUGGUGACAAUACAACGGUUGAAAAAGUACAAAGUAAAAUGCCAAGGGUAGUGAAGAAAUGGCGCAACACAGACGAUGGAGUUGAAGAGUACUUUGAUAUGCUGUUUGCAGAUGACGAGACACAGAGUAACCCAGCAUCACUCAAGUUCUUAGAAAUGGCACAUGCUUGGAAGACACAAAAGCAACACAACGGUAACGAAGAAGCCGAAUGA
Molecule: messenger RNA, 2070 nt
Organism: Wallemia ichthyophaga EXF-994
Lineage: Eukaryota; Fungi; Basidiomycota; Wallemiomycetes; Wallemiales; Wallemiaceae
Product: Pre-mRNA-splicing factor CLF1
Exons: 5
Coding region: 1-2070 (689 amino acids)
Biological process (GO): spliceosomal complex assembly; mRNA splicing, via spliceosome
Cellular component (GO): precatalytic spliceosome; Prp19 complex; U2-type catalytic step 2 spliceosome
Molecular function (GO): protein binding
Source: RefSeq, a predicted model, not a curated record